Messenger RNA from Ctenocephalides felis (cat flea), 463 nucleotides. RefSeq names its product NADH dehydrogenase [ubiquinone] 1 alpha subcomplex subunit 7-like. Bases 95 to 406 code for a protein of 103 amino acids. Gene Ontology annotation, cellular component: mitochondrial inner membrane. Lineage: Eukaryota; Metazoa; Arthropoda; Insecta; Siphonaptera; Pulicidae. The record is from RefSeq and is a predicted model, not a curated record. Gene Ontology annotation, biological process: ATP synthesis coupled electron transport; mitochondrial electron transport, NADH to ubiquinone. The transcript is spliced from 4 exons.
GAGCUGUCAGCUGUCAAAUUGCAAAAUUAACCUCAACAGAGCAUAUUUAUUUUUCCAUAAUAUUUAUUUUAAAGUACUUUUAUAGUUUUCAAAAAUGACAAAAUAUGCUCCAAGGGACGUUGGUCCAUUUUUACAAUUCUUCAGGGACGUUUUAUUAGGGAGAACACACGUAAAGGCUUUACGUUUUGAACCAUUCUUAGCUACUCGUUCACCACCUCCACCAGCUAUACCAGAUGGUCCAUCGAGCAAAUUAUCAGCUAAUUAUUAUGUAAGUAGAGAUGCCAGAAGGGAAGUUAUGCCACCUACCGUUUUACAUGCUCAGAACCUACUUGCAUCUGGAGAAGCCACCCCUAAAUGUGCUCGAACAAAGUUGCCGACUCCAGGACAAGUUUAUAGAUGGGAUUAGAGCUUCAUAAAAUUAUAUAGAAUCUAAUAUAGAUGGAAACAAUAUUUCAAAUAGAAC